Chaetura pelagica (chimney swift) is the source of this 267-nucleotide messenger RNA. It is a transcript of the gene SPINT4, whose product is annotated as serine peptidase inhibitor, Kunitz type 4. Lineage: Eukaryota; Metazoa; Chordata; Aves; Apodiformes; Apodidae. Gene Ontology annotation, molecular function: serine-type endopeptidase inhibitor activity. The coding region runs from base 1 to 267 and encodes 88 amino acids. The record is from RefSeq and is a predicted model, not a curated record. The transcript is spliced from 3 exons.
AUGACAGCGAGAGGCAUCUUCCUGCUGGGGCUCCUUGCCCUGUGGGCAGAGCUGCAGGCAGCACCCACUGCAGGCAAGUACGGGCUGGAUUUCUGCUACCUGCCCUCUGUCUGCGGGAGCUGCAAGGCGCUUUUCCGCCGAUUCUUCUUCAACGCCUCCAGCCAGCAGUGUGAGGAGUUCAUCUACGGUGGCUGUGGUGGCAACAGGAACAACUUUGAGACCAAGGGCGAGUGCUUCCAGGCCUGCUCCCACGUCGGUGCCCGAUAG